AUGAAAGAAAGAAAACUAAGAUGUAUGAAACCUAAUACUAAUACAAGACUAAACUAUCUUAAAAAACUUAAACUCUGUUUAGAUAAUUAUUGUAAAGAUGUCAAAGCAAAAAGAAAUAGGCUAUUGUUAGAUAAAGAAAUUGAAAGAAUAAAAAAUGAUCCGUACAUUAAACUAAUACUUACUUAUAUGGAAAAGAAAUCUAAUCAACUCAAUGAUUUAUGUGACUCACUUAACUUAAAUCAAUUUAUUCAAUGCAUUGAAAAUUCUACUCCUUAUUUAUAUAAACAAAAUACUUUUGAAAAUGCUUUGAAUCAAUUUAUGUCAUUACACAUUGGUGAUUAUAUUAAAGAAAAUGGUGAAAAUGAACAACGUUUUUAUCACAAAAAUGAAGAAUAUUUCUCUAAGCAAAAUCAAAAAGAAGAAGAACAAAGUGAAAACCAACCAAUUCAAAUUGUUCAACCAGUUACAAUUAUUAAUGAUAAUGAUGAUGAUAAAUAUCAAAUGGUUGGUGGAGGAAAUGCACUUAGUUCAUUAUUACAUAUAAUUAGUAAUCAACCUACAGAUGAAAAUGAAUUAAAAAUAAAGCAAAUGUCAUUAUUAAAUGAAAAAGAAAAUAAACUAUUUCCAAACUUAAAAAGAAAUCAAAUUCCAAAGAAAACAAUUACAUAUGCUCGUAUAAAUAAACAACCCCAAGAUCAAAAAGAAAGAAUAAAUCAAUCACCACUAAUUCCAAUGAAUAAUUGUUAUGAAGAUAAUGAUAAAUCUAAUAAUUAUAUACUUGAUGAAGUAUAUAAUGAAAAAGAAGAUAAAAACAUUGUUGAUUUAACAAAUAUGAAAGAACCAGCUUGUCUUGCUUUAGACAUUGAAGAAGAUUUUUAUGUAUUAAGAAAAAAAGAUGAUCAUGUUAAUCAAUGUUAUGAUUUAUCAUUAGAAACUCAAUCAAUUUUUAGAUCUUUAAUUCCACUAUUGUAA
Messenger RNA from Entamoeba nuttalli P19, 972 nucleotides. RefSeq lists its product as hypothetical. The record is from RefSeq and is a predicted model, not a curated record. The transcript has a single exon. The coding region runs from base 1 to 972 and encodes 323 amino acids. Lineage: Eukaryota; Evosea; Mastigamoebida; Endamoebidae.